Molecule: messenger RNA, 231 nt
Organism: Peronospora matthiolae
Lineage: Eukaryota; Oomycota; Peronosporomycetes; Peronosporales; Peronosporaceae
Source: the annotation of a GenBank genome assembly
AUGAACCUUCUCAUUUGCCUCGUGCUCGCUGCUGUCGCAACGACGACGACUUACGGACAAGCUCCAGAAGUGGCGGAGGGACAUCUGAACGAACUGGCGGAUGGAGUUCGAGUCCUAUCGGACAUUCUCACCCACAAGAGCAACCGGGAGUUCUUGGGACCUCUACUAAGCCUCGCACCUCAUCCCUUGAAUCCCAUCCGAGCUUCUUCUGCUACUUCCAUUGGGGCAUAA